Molecule: messenger RNA, 1530 nt
Organism: Mesorhabditis spiculigera
Lineage: Eukaryota; Metazoa; Nematoda; Chromadorea; Rhabditida; Rhabditidae
Source: the annotation of a GenBank genome assembly
AUGCAAGGCUCAACUCGGCGAUGUAAAACCUGGCACUUGUUGUUUGUAGUUGUGUUCCUGCACCAUUUCGUUCAAUUCGGGUCAACCGUACGGGUACGGGGCGUUUGGGAUCCAAAGGAGGCUAAUGUCAAGAUAAUCAAAAAAUUCGGUUUCCAACAAAUCGACCAAAAUUUUCCAAAGGCAUCACGAGGAUUUGUGUAUGGGAAUAUUACCGGGAAGCAGACGAAGGAAGAUGAUGUCCUUACCUUCAUCGUCGUCCCGGCUGCAAAAAUCGGGGCCCUGCACUCGGAUUCGGAAUAUGGAAAUUCUUGCGGGGUUAUGAUGGAGAAAAUAGCAGCAAACGGUUACGACGCGAAAUGCAACACAAAAGGCCAGGCCGACAUUUUUCGAUGGGUCCCUUGCCCGGCCGGAAAACUAUGUGAAGAAGAGGAACCGGUGACAAAUUCAUCCACGUUACUACCCGACUCGCAGCUAACCUUGCAAAUUAUCGAGCCAGAAACGCCCGAAUAUUGGUACCUCGUGCUCAUAUCUUGUCAUUUGGAUGAGAAUUGCACUUGGGUGGCUUCAAAAACGGAGUCGAAGCUCAGCUACGAUUUGUGGUUGACGAAUGGGAAUCCGACUUUUCAAGAUCGGGACCCGUUCCGGUUGCAAUUCAGCUUUGACGAGCAGGACGCUACUCAAAUGUACCUACUCACGCUUGUCGCAUACACCAUCUUAUGCGGUUUAAUCUAUAGAGGCAAAGCAAUUCAAAAGAAGCAUUAUUCCCCCAGCCGCCUCAACCUCCUCGCCUAUAUCGCUUACCUAAAAACGGCCGGAGUUGCCCUUCAAUCUCUCAAUAUGCUUGUAUUCGCCUCCGACGGAGAAGGCGUGUUUCUUGCUAGGCUGAUUGGAGAGGUUCUGAGAAUGGUGGGCAUCGAUCUGUUAUGUUUGCUGCUCCUGCUCCUCGCGAGAGGCUGGGCCUUCAACAACGGGGAGACAAUCACCAAGUGCUUCUUCUUUAGCUGGAUGCUCUUGAGCGCCAUUAAAUUCGUGUUGUUUUGCUGUAAUUUUAUCUUUGUCUACGACAUCGUUCAUGACGUCGACAUUUUCAUCAGUUGGCCCGGCUACGGUAUGCUGGCCAUACGUAUCAUUUUUGCGCUGUGGUUCCUGCUAGAAGUGCGAUGGCUUAUUAAGCGUGAACGCUGCCACGAGAAAGCCGUUUUCCUCGCGCAUUUCGGGGCCGGCUUCCUGGUGUGGUUCGUCUACCUACCCGGCGUCGGUGUCGUCGCGCAUUUCAUAUCAGUGCUAUGGAGAUUUAAGAUCAUAUUAGGUAUCAGAACGCUAGCCAACUUUGCCGCCAUCGCCAGCCUUGUCCACCUGUUCUGGCCGUACAGCCAGUACAAGAAGUAUUUUGGGGUCGAUUUCGGCCAUAUCCGGACCGGGCGUACCGACUCGAACGAGCUGGAAGACUUUGAAAAGCUGCUGUUUGAUGCCAGUGACUCGGAGGGCGAGGGUGAUACCUCACCUCGAGGUCGUGUUUUUAAUGAGAUU